This is a messenger RNA of Misgurnus anguillicaudatus (oriental weatherfish), 6282 nucleotides long. NCBI's taxonomy places the organism in Eukaryota, Metazoa, Chordata, Actinopteri, Cypriniformes, Cobitidae. The record is from RefSeq and is a predicted model, not a curated record.
AAUGUGUAGUGGUUUUGUUGAGCUUAAUAAAAAAAAGUUAAGAGAAGCGGAAGUGGCUUUGUGGAAGUGAAAGGUCAGACUUCCGGAAACAGUCGCGCAGAGGGCGGCUAGUAAAAGAUGCUAGCAGUGUUUUUAUGAUCGCUAAACAACAUCAGCGGUAUUAAAUAGAAAUAUAUGAUCAGACCGAUCCGAUGAUUUGGAUGUUGUAAGACACGAGACUCAAAUGAUCCACCAGCGACCGCUGUUUUUAAUUUUAUAUCAAACACAUUAUCGGAAUAAUGACAACAACAGCGCAAUGAUGCUUUUAUGUGAUCUUUCAUUGCGGGAGAAUUGGACUGAAGUCGCAGGAUAAGAAGAAAGAGCUCAUGGAUGAAUAAAUAUCAUUUCUUAUGAAGGAUUAAUUCAUAUAAACGCACAAAUGACUGCAGGCAGUGCGGGACAUUUUUAUAUUAUAACUGAACAUCUGUGUGUGUGUAGUGUGUUUGUGUGUGUCUGAUGAUGAUGGUGUGUGUGUGUUGUAAGUACUGAGUGUAGCUUUCUGUGUGAUGUUUGCUCGUGAAUGUUCGUGACAUGUCGGUGUUUAGUGAGUUCGUGGCUCCGCCGGAGUGUCCGGUGUUUGAGCCCAGCUGGCAGGACUUCAGCGACCCGUUCGGUUUCAUCCAUAAGAUCCGAGACAUCGCCGAGAACACGGGAAUCUGCAAGAUCAGACCUCCACAGGGUUGGCAGCCUCCUUUCGCUUGUGACUUUCGCAGUUUCCGCUUCACUCCACGAAUCCAGCGACUCAAUGAACUGGAGGCUCUUACGAGAGUCAAGCUCAACUUUCUGGACCAGAUAGCCAAAUUUUGGGAACUUCAGGGUUGCAAACUCCGUUUUCCUCACGUAGAGAGAAAAGUUCUGGAUCUCUACCUGCUGAGCAAGCUUGUGUCUGCAGAAGGAGGCUUUGACGUGGUUUGUAAAGAGAAAAAAUGGUCAAAGAUCAGCAGUCGCAUGGGCUAUCCGUCAGGGAAGGGGGUGCCGUCUCUGUUGCGCUCUCACUUUGAGAGGAUCCUGUAUCCGUACGAGCUCUUCCAGUCUGGAGCGUCAUUAACCGGAAUUCACAGACUUUACCCAGACGUCUCUGAGUCGGAGGAUACUGAUGAAGGGAUUGGGCGUGGGGAGGAAGAGGAGGAUGAAGAAAAGGAGACGGAGCGCCGUUCUCCUCGACACAUGAAGGAUGAGAGAGAAAAUGAGGAACCUAAAGCCAUGCAGAUGUUCAGCAGCAGCCCAGAAGUGCUCACAUUAGACAUCAUCACACCUGAUGAUGAAAGCUUCAUCAGAAAGCAGAAGCACUUGAAGGCUCAAGCGUAUGCCAUUAAAAUGCGUCCACGCAAGGAGAUGUUGGAGGUCAAUUACAUCGACCUGUACAUGUGCAUGGCGUGUGGGCGGGGCGACGAGGAGGACCGCCUCCUCCUGUGUGACGGCUGCGACGACAGCUACCACACCUUCUGCCUGAUUCCUCCCCUGCAGGACGUACCCAAAGGAGACUGGCGCUGUCCCAAGUGUGUGGCAGAGGAGUGUAACAAGCCACGCGAGGCGUUCGGGUUCGAGCAGGCCGUGCGCGAGUACACCCUUCAGAGCUUCGGCGAGAUGGCAGACCACUUCAAGUCUGAUUACUUCAACAUGCCGGUUCACAUGGUGCCCACUGAGCUGGUGGAGAAAGAGUUUUGGCGUCUGGUGAGCAGCAUCGAGGAGGACGUGAUCGUGGAGUACGGCGCUGACAUCAGCUCCAAGGAUGUAGGGAGUGGAUUCCCGGUCCGGGAUGGAAAGAAGAAACUCUUUGGAGAUGAAGAUGAGUACGCUAACUCGGGCUGGAAUCUGAACAACAUGCCGGUGCUGGAGCAGUCGGUGCUCACGCACAUUAAUGGAGACAUCUCGGGCAUGAAGGUGCCCUGGCUGUACGUUGGUAUGUGCUUCUCCUCGUUCUGCUGGCACAUCGAGGACCACUGGAGUUACUCCAUCAACUUCCUGCACUGGGGUGAACCCAAAACCUGGUACGGAGUUCCAGCGCAUGCAGCCGAGCAGCUGGAGUCUGUCAUGAAGAAAGUUGCUCCGGAGCUGUUCCACUCGCAGCCCGACCUGCUGCAUCAACUCGUCACGCUGAUGAAUCCAAACGUCCUCAUGGAGCACGGCGUCCCGGUGUAUCGGACCAAUCAGUGCGCAGGAGAAUUUGUUGUGACCUUCCCGAGAGCCUAUCACAGUGGUUUUAAUCAAGGUUAUAACUUCGCUGAGGCCGUGAACUUCUGCACUGCAGACUGGUUGCCCGUCGGGAGGCAGUGCGUGGCGCAUUACAGACGUCUUCAGCGUUACUGUGUGUUCUCACAUGAAGAGCUGGUGUGUAAGAUGGCCACUGACCCAGAAAGUCUGGACGUGGAACUGGCUGCUGCCGUGGUCCGAGAGCUCAGCGAGAUGAUGACGGAGGAGACCAGACUGAGAACGAUCAUCCAAGAGAUGGGGGUGCUCUCUUCGGAGCAGGAGGUGUUUGAGUUGGUGCCAGAUGAUGAGCGUCAAUGCUGGAAGUGUAAGACCACCUGUUUCCUCUCUGCUCUCACCUGCACCUGCAGUCGUGAGCGUCUGGUCUGUCUGCACCACGCAGCCGAGCUCUGCAGCUGCCCGGCGAGUGAAAAGUGUCUGCGGUACAGAUACGAUCAGGACGAGUUUCCCACAAUGCUCUAUGGGGUGAAGUCACGUGCACAGUCCUACGACACUUGGGCCAAGAGAGUCACGGAGGCGCUAUCAGGCGAUAUCAAGAACAAGAAAGAUCUGAUUGAGCUGAAAGUUCUUCUGGAGGACGCCGAGGACAGGAAAUAUCCCGAGAACAACCUCUUCCGUAAUCUGAGAGACACCGUGAAGGAGGCUGAGACGUGCUCAUCUGUGGCUCAGUUAUUGCUCAGCCACAAACAGAAACACAAACGAGAACGUCCUGAGAGCGGCGCACAGAAGGCACGAAGCAAACUGACCGUAGACGAGUUGAAAGUGUUUGUGGAGCAGCUGUAUCGCCUGCCCUGCAUCAUCAGCCAGUCUCAUCAAGUUAAAGAAUUGCUGGAGAACGUAGAGGACUUUCAUGAACGCGCUCAGGCGGCUCUCUCGGACGAGACUCCAGACUCCAGUAAGCUCCAGGCUCUUUUAGAUUUGGGCUCAGGACUUGACGUGGAGCUGCCCGAGCUGCCGCGUCUCAAACAGGAGCUGCAGCAGGCGCGCUGGCUGGACGAGGUGCGUCUGACGCUCGUGGAGCCGCAUCGAGUCACGUUGGAGCUCAUGAAGAAGCUGAUCGACUCGGGCGUGGGCCUGGCGCCGCAUCACGCGGUGGAGAAGGCCAUGGCUGAGCUGCAGGAGCUGCUGACUGUGUCGGAGCAUUGGGAAGAGAAAGCUCGGACGUGCCUGCAGGCCAGGCCUCGGCACAGUUUAGUGACGCUGGAGAGUAUUGUAAUGGAAGCAAAGAAUAUCCCAGCAUACCUGCCCAAUGUGCUCGCCCUAAAAGACGCCCUGCACAAAGCAAAAGAAUGGACGGCCAAAGUUGAAGCCAUUCAGAACGGCAGUAACUACGCCUACCUGGAGCAGUUAGAGGGUCUGCUAGCGAGGGGUCGCUCCAUCCCGGUCAGAUUAGAAGCCUUGCCACAGGUCGAGUCACAGGUGGCGUCUGCCAGAGCCUGGAGGGAAAGGACGGCUCGCACGUUCCUAAAGAAAAACUCCACGUACACCUUACUCCAGGUGCUCAGUCCACGUGUCGACAUCGGCGUGUACGGCACCAGCAAGAGCAAACGCAAGCGUGUCAAAGAACUGCUGGAGAAAGACCGCGGCCUGGAGCUGGAAUCUCUGAGCGACCUCGACGACGGCUCGGAGGAGACCCGUGACCCCGGUGCCGUCGUAGCCGCCUUCAAAGCCAGAGAACAGCAGGAAGUAGAUGCCAUCCAUUCGCUCCGUGCCGCCAACCUGGCCAAAAUGGCGAUAGUGGAGCGCAUAGAAGAGGUAAAAUUCUGUCUGUGUCGUAAAACGGCCAGCGGAUUCAUGCUGCAGUGCGAGCUGUGUAAAGACUGGUUUCACGGCGCUUGCGUUCCCCUGCCCAAAGCCGGAUCUCAGAAGAAAACGGUGGCGGGCUGGCAGAGCUCAAGCAAGGAGUCGAAGUUUCUUUGCCCGUUGUGUCAGCGUUCCAGGCGACCGAGACUGGAGACUAUCCUGUCGCUGCUGGUGUCGCUGCAGAAGCUUCCCGUGAGGCUGCCGGAGGGCGAGGCGCUGCAGUGUCUUACGGAGAGAGCCAUGGGCUGGCAGGACCGUGCUCGGCAGGCCCUCGCCACCGACGAACUCUCCUCGGCCCUGGCCAAGCUGUCGGUGCUCAGCCAGCGCAUGGUGGAGCUCGCUGCUCGAGAAAAGACAGAGAAGAUUAUCAAUGCAGAGCUGCAGAAGGCGGCAGCCAACCCUGAUCUGCAGGGUCACAUCCAGACGUUUCAGCAGGCUGGUUUUAGCAGGGCAACGUCACCACGACCCUCCAUAGACUACGACGAUGAGGAGACCGAUUCAGACGAGGACAUUAGAGAGACCUACGGAUAUGAUGUAAAGGAUUCAGGUGAAGUGAAGCCGUAUUUAUUUUGUGAUGAGGAAAUCCCUGUGAAAUCAGAGGAGGUGGUCAGUCACAUGUGGCCGACGACGCCGUCUUUCUGCGCAGAGCACGCAUACUCAUCGGCCUCCAAGUCCUGCCCACAGAAUCCCACUGUCCCACGCAAACAGCCCAGAAAAACACCCUUAGUGCCCAGGAGUCUGGAACCACCGGUGCUCGAACUGUCGCCAAGUGCCAAGGUUCAGCUGGAGGAGCUGAUGAUGGAGGGUGAUCUGCUGGAGGUGUCUCUGGAUGAGACGCAACACAUCUGGAGGAUUCUGCAGGCUACGCACCCUCCAUCAGAAGACAAGUUCCUGCAGCUCAUGGAGCCUGAUGAUGCUCCUCUAGACAAACCUGUCAAGCUAAAGGUGAAGGACAUCGAAAAGAAGAGGAAGAGGAAGCUGGAAAGGGCAGAACAGCAACUUCUUCUGGCCGCUAGUGGCAUGGAUGGACGACCAAAAUCUAAAGACAUGAAACGGGUGCUGGACCUUAAGCCCAAGAAGAAGAAACUGAAGCUCAAUCCGGACAAGUCUCGCGAGCUGAAGCAGCUGGCCAAGCGUCUGGUUAAGGAGGAGAAGGAACGGAAGAGGAAAGAGAAAGCUGCCGCCAAGGCCGAGUUCUCCAAGGAUGGGCUCGAGAAGAAGGCAAGAAAAAUCCUGGAUAUACCAUCGAAAUACGACUGGUCCGGCGCCGAGGACUCCAAUGACGAGAACGCCGUUUGUGCCGCCAAGAACUGCCAGCGGCCGUGCAAGGAUAAGGUGGACUGGGUCCAGUGUGACGGCGGCUGUGAUGAAUGGUUUCAUCAGGUGUGUGUCGGAGUGUCGUGCGAGAUGGCAGAGAACGAAGACUAUAUCUGCUCGGCUUGCUCUCGUAAAGUUACCACAGAGACGGUAGUGAUGUCAUCGGCAGUGUGCAGCAGUCAGUCUGUCCCGACCCUUCCUCAAACCGACCCUCAGGAGAACAGUUAACACUUGGACCCUCACCCAUCAUAUGACACUGAUAUAAACAUCAUCACGUAUGAGUACAGAUUCAGCUCACGAUGUCUGUGGCACAGGGUGAGCGAUGAUGAACGAACCCAAAUCCACGGCAGAUCAGAGGAGUCGGCACGACAUCGCGCAGCAAAUGAACUCGAGUUCGAUCUCUGCCGUCAGCAGGUGUGGGAUUGGGAUUAAAUGCUUGGAUUUAGGGUAUCUAUUUAUGAUGUAAAUGGAUUUUUAUCAAUUCAUAAUGGGAAGUUGGAUGGUAGUUUUUCCACAUUUAGUCAAAUCAUUGUUGUCAUUUUUGCAUUACAGUGUUGAGAUAUUAGGGAAAUGAUCAUGAAUAAACCAUACUAGUCCUAAAAUGAGCUUCAUUUUCUUGAUAAGAUCUAUUAUUAUCCCUGUACGUUCAGAACUGUUGAACCUCACCUGCGCCUGAUGUUUGAGCUGCACAUUUCAGAUAGCACAUAAUGCAGUGAAGAGGUUAGGCUAUGAAAACUUAAGAGGUUUUUAAAAACUGCAGCAUCUGUUGACCUUCACUUUUCCCAAAUCUCUAUUUGUCUGCAAAUGUUUUCACAUUUGAUUGUGUGUUUAAUAUUUGUUGAACUUUGUAGUUAUCAUCACGUUUUAUCCUACAGAGUGCAAACUACUUUUAUUAAACAUGACCAGAUGAAC